Messenger RNA from Chrysemys picta bellii (western painted turtle), 4964 nucleotides. It is a transcript of the gene PIK3CA, whose product is annotated as phosphatidylinositol-4,5-bisphosphate 3-kinase catalytic subunit alpha. Gene Ontology annotation, biological process: phosphatidylinositol-mediated signaling; phosphatidylinositol-3-phosphate biosynthetic process; cell migration. Gene Ontology annotation, cellular component: phosphatidylinositol 3-kinase complex, class IB; phosphatidylinositol 3-kinase complex, class IA; plasma membrane. The record is from RefSeq and is a predicted model, not a curated record. Gene Ontology annotation, molecular function: 1-phosphatidylinositol-4-phosphate 3-kinase activity; 1-phosphatidylinositol-3-kinase activity. NCBI's taxonomy places the organism in Eukaryota, Metazoa, Chordata, Testudines, Emydidae.
UGUCAUUCAGGUUCCAGUUUAGACAAAGCCUUACUGUAAAAUACACUGAAACAUUGAGCCAAUUGGUUGUAAUAUUUAGCCAACAGAAUGACUCCUCUUCCAGGGAGAAGAAAGAUUUCUUCUACAGAGUAGUGUCCAACGGAUGUUUCCAUAGUCACUCUCCAGAAUGGAGAAAUAUUGAGUCUUUUAUAUGUUUCGUAUUCUAAUGUUUACACCUCUUAAAACUGACUUUUUUUCAUAAUUGUUCCUAGUAGUGUCCUUUGUACUAUAGUGUCAGUUUGGACAAGACAAGACAAGCCAGUCUGCUUUAUCUCGUAGUGCUCAAAUAAUGUACUUGCAACAGUCGCAGCAUUAAGAUGUUUUAGAAGUCUUAAUUAAUCUAAUGUUCAGUAUUAGCCCGUAAUAGCUCUGGGCUGCUCCCUCCACACAGGAGACAUUGGGAGGAAACACUAAUCUAAUUCAGAUUUCCUUUCAGAUAGAAUUGUCUUUCUCCACGCAGAGGCUUUUCAAAGUCAGCUUGACUACAAAUGUCAAGGCAUUGAUAAAGAUUGGUGCUAAAAUUAGUUUAUUGUAUACUUUUCUCCCUAGAAUGGAUGGAAAGCCUGAACUAUGUCAGCUCAAUCUAUUUAGCUAGUUUUCCUAACUUCCAUUUUUCCUGAGACUAGUAGUCCUGCAGUGCAAUGUAUCAUAAAUUAGAAUUAUGCAUCCAUAAAACACAGGUACCUGCAUGGUAUAAGAACUAGUUCCUUAUAAAUAAAUGGGAAGUUCUGUGCUAGUAUAUAUAGCCAUGGUGAAUGCCUUAAUUGAUUGAUCAUGUGUGCCUUGGUCCAAGCAGCUGAGGAUUCUCUUUGCACACCAGGAACAAAAGUGAAUUCAGUCUGAACUUGAUUCCCUCUUUCAGCAGUUGGCAAUCAGUAGACUGUGCACAACGUCAAGAAGCAUCUAGCAGUGUUGAGAGAAGAUGGAAGCAAUGAAGGUGUGGCAUGAUAGUCUGAGGGUAACUGUGGUCAUGGGUGGAAAGGCCUGUCACUUCUGUGAUGAAUUUAAUCUAAUGUUGGCAUGUCAAAACACUGAAGUUUCUGAUGCUUUUUGAAAGCAAUUCACCUUCACCUUGCAACAAGAAUGAGGCCAGCUACUACAAAGAUGAAAAUGAACUAAAGACUGAGGACAUGAAGCUUCAGGCACAAGGAGAGCAACAAUAAGUAGUGGAUAAAUGUUGAUUAUCAAACAGAUGAUUGGAGAUGAGGAGCCUUCUUUGUAAGGUCUCUCCUGUAGGAAGCUGUGCUUAAACUGGUUUCUGUUGUAAGUUUACCAAAAGAUUAAGAAGAUGCCUCCAAGACCAUCAUCUGGUGAACUAUGGGGCAUCCAUUUGAUGCCACCAAGGAUCCUUGUAGAGUGUCUUCUACCUAAUGGAAUGAUAGUGACUCUAGAAUGCCUCCGUGAGGCCACACUACUGACUAUCAAGCAUGAACUCUUCAAAGAAGCAAGAAAAUACCCUCUUUAUCAGCUCCUUCAAGAUGAAUCUUCUUACAUUUUCGUAAGUGUUACACAAGAAGCUGAAAGAGAAGAAUUUUUUGAUGAAACACGGCGACUUUGCGACCUGCGGCUCUUUCAGCCUUUUUUAAAAGUCAUUGAACCAGUAGGCAACAGAGAAGAAAAGAUUCUUAAUCGGGAAAUUGGUUUUGCUAUUGGCAUGCCUGUCUGUGAAUUUGAUAUGGUUAAGGAUCCAGAAGUACAGGACUUCCGAAGAAAUAUUCUUAAUGUUUGUAAAGAAGCAGUGGAUCUUCGAGAUGUGAAUGCACCCCAUAGUAGAGCAUUAUAUGUCUGUCCGCCAAAUGUUGAAUCUUCACCGGAACUGCCCAAGCACAUAUACAGUAAACUAGAUAAAGGGCAAAUAAUAGUGGUGAUAUGGGUAAUAGUGUCCCCGAACAAUGACAAGCAGAAAUACACGUUAAAAAUCAACCAUGACUGUGUUCCUGAGCAAGUUAUUGCUGAAGCAAUCAGGAAAAAAACACGAAGUAUGUUGCUGUCAUCUGAACAACUAAAACUCUGCGUUUUAGAGUACCAGGGCAAGUAUAUUUUAAAAGUGUGCGGCUGUGAUGAAUACUUGCUAGAAAAAUAUCCUCUGAGCCAGUAUAAGUACAUAAGAAGUUGUAUAAUGCUUGGCCGAAUGCCCAACCUGAUGCUGAUGGCUAAGGAAAGCCUUUAUACCCAGCUGCCACUGGAUACCUUUACAAUGCCAUCUUAUUCCAGGCGGAUCUCUACAGCUACACCAUACAUGAAUGGCGAAGCUUCAGCCAAAUCUCUCUGGGUCAUAAACAGUGCUCUCAGGAUAAGAAUUCUCUGUGCCACCUAUGUAAAUGUAAACAUUCGAGACAUUGACAAGAUCUAUGUCCGAACUGGUAUCUACCAUGGAGGAGAACCAUUAUGUGACAAUGUGAAUACUCAAAGGGUACCUUGUUCCAAUCCCAGAUGGAAUGAAUGGCUGUCAUAUGACAUGUACAUUCCUGAUCUCCCACGUGCUGCUCGGCUUUGCCUUUCCAUCUGCUCUGUUAAGGGCAGAAAGGGUGCUAAGGAGGAACACUGCCCAUUGGCUUGGGGAAAUAUAAACAUGUUUGAUUAUACAGACACUCUUGUGUCUGGGAAAAUGGCUUUGAAUCUGUGGCCUGUGCCUCAUGGGCUGGAAGAUCUGCUAAAUCCUAUUGGCGUUACUGGGUCAAAUCCAAAUAAGGAAACUCCAUGUUUAGAGCUGGAAUUUGAUUGGUUUAGCAGCCCUGUAAAGUUUCCAGACAUGACAGUGAUUGAAGAACAUGCCAAUUGGACUAUAUCUCGAGAACUAGGGUUUAACUACAGCCAUGCGGGGCUGAGUAACAGGCUAGCUAGAGAUAAUGAAUUAAGAGAAAGUGACAAAGAGCAACUCCGUGCAAUUUGUACUCGAGACCCGCUGUCUGAAAUUACUGAGCAAGAGAAGGACUUCCUUUGGAGCCACAGACACUACUGUGUAAAUACCCCAGAAAUUCUACCAAAACUACUUUUGUCUGUUAAAUGGAACUCGAGAGAUGAAGUAGCCCAGAUGUACUGCUUGGUAAAAGACUGGCCUCCAAUCAAGCCAGAACAGGCAAUGGAGCUUUUGGACUGUAAUUACCCUGACCCAAUGGUGCGAGCAUUUGCAGUUCGGUGUCUGGAGAAGUAUUUGACAGAUGACAAACUGUCUCAGUACUUAAUCCAACUAGUACAGGUUCUGAAAUAUGAGCAAUAUUUGGAUAAUCUGCUGGUGAGAUUUUUACUCAAGAAGGCAUUGACCAAUCAAAGGAUAGGACACUUUUUCUUUUGGCACUUAAAGUCUGAAAUGCACAAUAAAAAUGUAAGCCAGAGAUUUGGUUUACUUUUGGAGUCCUACUGUCGAGCAUGUGGGAUGUACCUAAAACAUUUGAGCAGGCAGGUGGAGGCUAUGGAGAAACUGAUAAACCUCACAGAUAUUCUCAAGCAGGAGAAGAAGGAUGAGACACAAAAGGUACAGAUGAAGUUUCUUGUUGAACAAAUGAGGCGGCCAGAUUUCAUGGAUGCUUUACAAGGUUUUAUUUCUCCUCUUAACCCUGCUCAUCAGCUGGGAAAUCUCAGGCUCGAGGAGUGCAGGAUUAUGUCCUCUGCAAAAAGGCCACUGUGGUUGAACUGGGAAAACCCAGAUAUUAUGUCUGAACUGUUGUUUCAAAACAAUGAGAUCAUCUUUAAAAAUGGAGAUGAUUUACGCCAGGACAUGCUGACACUUCAGAUCAUUCGAAUUAUGGAAAACAUCUGGCAAAAUCAGGGUCUUGAUCUACGGAUGUUGCCUUAUGGCUGUUUGUCUAUUGGUGAUUGUGUGGGACUUAUUGAGGUGGUGAGAAGCUCUCACACAAUUAUGCAGAUUCAGUGUAAAGGUGGUCUAAAGGGCGCAUUGCAAUUCAACAGUCACACAUUACAUCAGUGGCUCAAGGACAAAAACAAAGGAGAAAUGUAUGAUGCAGCUAUUGAUCUGUUUACACGGUCUUGCGCUGGCUAUUGUGUUGCUACCUUCAUAUUGGGAAUUGGUGAUCGUCACAAUAGUAACAUCAUGGUGAAAGAUGACGGACAACUGUUUCACAUUGAUUUUGGACACUUCCUGGAUCACAAGAAGAAAAAAUUUGGUUACAAACGAGAGCGUGUGCCAUUUGUCUUAACACAAGAUUUCUUAAUAGUGAUUAGUAAAGGAGCCCAAGAAUGUACCAAAACAAGGGAAUUUGAAAGGUUUCAGGAGAUGUGUUAUAAGGCUUACUUAGCAAUUCGGCAGCAUGCCAAUCUCUUCAUAAAUCUCUUCUCCAUGAUGCUUGGCUCAGGAAUGCCAGAAUUACAGUCUUUUGAUGAUAUUGCGUACAUUCGAAAGACACUUGCACUGGACAAAAGUGAACAAGAAGCUUUAGAAUAUUUCAUGAAGCAGAUGAAUGAUGCUCAUCAUGGUGGCUGGACAACGAAAAUGGACUGGAUCUUCCACACAAUAAAGCAACAUGCCUUGAACUGAAAUGAAAGUGAAGAAUUUAAAAAACUGAUAGCCCACUUAUGGGUGCUACACUGCACUGUUAAAAUUUGUCAGCAGCAAAGACUGGUUGCAUUGGAAUUGCACAAACCACAGACGGCAUUAGAAUUUACAGCAAGAGCAGAGAUGAAAUAUCCAGACGUUCAAAAAAAAAAGGGGGGGGAGCGGUUCGGAUAGCACUAAAACUGUACACUUCAAAAUUAAGCUUUCGUGUGAUGUGCAAUUUCAUAUUAUGCCUUAAACCCAAAAAGGUAAACUUGGAAGAUUGGCAGGGUUUUUUUGUUUGCUUUUAAUUCAGAUAAUUUGGGAAAAGGAAAAUCAUGCUAUCAUCAAAAAUAGACCAUCACAUAUUACAGUAGGUCUAGUAUCACUUUAAAGAUUAUGUAGGGUUUCAAAGAGUUGAAAAGGAAGAAAA